UCCGUUUUCAAACGCAAAGCGGACUAGACGUCAGUUGCCGGUACGCGCGUUCGUGUCUCGAAACACUAUCGUUCGUAUUUUGACAGUUCCGGAAUAACGCGGUUGAUUGGAAUUUCGAUUGUUUUGGUUAAAUUUAUCAACGAUUCGUAACUAUUUGUGUGUUAACUGUAUUGUGAGUUGUAUUAACAAGUGUUUGCAAUAUUAUUUUGGCAAAUAAAUAAAGAAAUUCAACCUACAUCCAAAACGCCGGUUGCAAAGAGAAAGUUCAUACUCACUGUUUACGAACUGUGGACAAAGCUAUUUGGGACGCAUUUUUUCGGAGUUUUCUUGAGCCGCGUGGAUAAUUGAAAAAGUUUUGCACGCUUAUGGGAACGGGGAAACCUAUAAGCAUAAAUAUACCGGAAGAUUUAUUAUAGAAGUCCUUUCGCUUUGAUGGUGAUUAAUGGUGUGUGAUGAUGCGACUUGAGGGGCUCUGAAAGGUUCGCGUAUGGAUUUUCUGGGCUUUAUGAGGGAGAGGAGGUCUUUUCCAGUGAACGAAGUGGCUCUUAAAAGUGAGAAGGAUGGUGGUGGACGGAAUUUGGUGGUGAACUCGGUGCUGUGUGGGGUUGUAGAUGAACUGUCCAACGGCAGGACCAGGCGAGGGUCGUGGGUUCGACACGCCGUCAUGGGUGUACUCAGGUGGAAGGAUUUGACAGGGGUCCGGACUGGAUCUCCUACUGAACAGAAAGAGGUGUCCCGACCGACCGAUCGUCGGCCCGUCUCCGUAGGCGCGGCCAGCUCUGGCAGGCAUUCGUACCUGCAGGACAGAGUCCCGGAGCCCCAUGGCCCGCCGUCCUCGCCUGGUGCGGUCGCCGCACAACGACGCAACGCCGCCGCUUGCCAGGCUAGCCGGCUAUUGCUGGAAGAAACUUUGGCUAGGCCAGGAACACCCCCCACUAUAGUGCAGCCGCCCAAUGGUGGCUACUGGGUGGAGGGAGGGGAAGACAGUUCGGUGGACGAGGAAAGUGAGCCACGGCCACAGCCGGGUACACCUCGCCAGUCGUCGCGAAGGCACAAUAUCGAUACAGAUGACACCGCCAAGUUCUACAGGAAGUUCUUCUUUGGAAAGGAGCACAUCAACUUGGUUGGGUUCGACUCGAACCUGGGACCGGUGGUGAUGUCUCUGAAGAACGACCACAUGGCUGGCCAGGACCACACCAGGAUACUGCUGAGGCUCAGGUCGACAACUAUGCACGGACUUAUUCCUACACCAAAUUCAGGGAUAAUGCCAUCACCGCUACGGAUGGCCAAAAUGGUGAACGACCAAGUGAACGUGGACAACUUCAUGGCGGUCAUGUGCCUCAACGCGUCGUCCCUGAUCGCUGCCUUCGACGAGCACGUGUUAGUCAACACGUUCAAGUUCGGCGUGCUCUACCAGAAGUAUGGACAGACGACAGAGGAGGAACUAUUUGGGAACAAUGAAACGUCGCCCGCAUUUAACGAGUUCUUAGAAAUACUCGGCCAGAGGAUCAUCCUGCGAGAUCAUAAAGGCUACCGAGGUGGGUUGGACAUAAUGAACGGGCACACGGGCACGGAGGCGGUGUACGAGCGGUUCUACGAGCGCGAGAUCAUGUUCCACGUGGCGCCGCUGCUGCCGCACACGGCGGGCGACGCGCAACAGCUGCAGAGAAAACGGCAUGUGGGGAAUGACAUCGUGGCCAUUGUUUUUCAGGAAAAAGCGACUCCGUUCACUCCAGACAUGAUCGCGUCACACUUCCUGCACGCUUUCAUUGUGGUCACGCCCGUUGAGACGGCUGAUGGAGAGACCAGGUACAAAGUAGCAGUUACGGGUAGACACGACGUACCAUUCUUCGGUCCUACCCUCCCCCAACCACCAAUAUUCAAGAAGGGGCGAGAACUGAAGGAAUUCCUCCUCACCAAGCUCAUUAACGCCGAGAAUGCGUGUUACAAAGCUUUCAAGUUCGCUGAACUAGAGCAAAGGACCAGAGCGUCGUUGCUACAAGGAUUGGCGGAGAAACUGAAGGAGAAAACCGUCGAGUUUCUUGGUAGGGGGGCGACGAACGAGCCUGGUGCCGUUUCUCCCCAACCAGAAGGGACGCCGAAGCAAGAAGGGACUGGAGGCCCUGGAUCGAAGUUUUUCGAUACAGUCAGAAAAGUCCUAAAUCCUAAAGUCAGAUCACCGAGUGUAGACACAAAUCUAUCUGGCGACAGCAGCAAGAACAAUGCAUUGAACAAGAAAAUUAAUAAUUUACACGACACACCCACACCUAACAGUGGCCGCUCUAAGUCGUCCAUCGCGUCGUCAUCGGCGAGCGCGGUGUCGGUGCGGUCGGCGGGCGGCUCGGGAGAGUCCAGUCCCGACGUGACGUCACGCGUGGCGCCGCCCCGCGCGCCGCUUCACGACCACAGUGACGACUCCAGCCUCAACUCCGUUGAUCUAGACCCUCUUGGUGCAGUAUACGUAGACAGUGACACGGGGCUGGAGUCGAUGUCUUCGGCCGAGGCUGGCGCCCGCGAGCAGCACACCACGCCGCGCGACGCCGACCAGCUGAGGCAGGAAGUGUGCCGCCUCAAGAACGACAAGCUGGACCUGUUGAAACAGAAUAUUACAUGGCAGAACGAAAUUAAAUGCCUGAGAGAGCGAGUCAUAACACUACAGACAGAACUAACAGCUGCACUGAAAGACAGGCGGCAUCGCGAGCAAACCACCAUCAUCCCCAACCCAUCCACUCACGACUCAACAGCCUGAGGGAAACGGAAACAUGAAAGACAUUAGCAUUUAAGGUUCAUUUGUGGGCUUAUCAAUGUUUAGCGUCUUUGAAAUAAACCUCUAUCUUAGAAUUAGCGCUAUAAAUGUGUAGCGUUUACUUUUGUUCUAAGUUUGUAAGCAGCGCCAUCUAGCUUUUGGUACGUGAGUUAUGUUCGAUGAAUGCGACAUCUAGCGGAUGGACGAUGAAUGAUUAGAAAAUUUUGCAUUGAUUGCAAAUUGAAGUGAAUAUUUGAACACGAAACUUUAACAAUAACGUAAUAGUUUAUCAAUGUAUGAUAAUAGGUAUCCUUAGUAAUUCUAGUAUCUUUGGUAUCAUCUCACUACUUUAGUAAGAUUUCCUUACUGAUUUUAUAUGUAUUGAUAAACUAUUAAUUUGUAUCCCGUGGUUUAAAAAAUAGUGUGGUCCUUUUUAAAUUGGGGUCUACGGAAAGGAAAAGCUUGAUUUUUUAUCAAAUAGUUAAAGUUUUGUGCAAUAUUGGAAUUUUAUUGACGGAACACAAUGUAUGUAUUAUAUUAUUGUAGUAUAACUAAGUCUUUAUUCGCUAUGACAAGGGCAAUUUGUGACGUAAACUUGACGCUUCUUAUAACAUGACGUCAUAAAAUACAUUUCGUGAUUAUUUGCGAUGUCACUGAGAAUUAUUCGACUUGGAAUUGUGCAAUAAUAAUUUUUGUUUUUUUUUAUUUACAAUAGCUUACCUUUUAACAAGGUAUUUGAUAUAGUAGGUACAUGUAGUACAUUUUUUAUUUUAUAUUUCAGUCCACUUUUCAAUUAAAAGAAAAUAUCUUGAUCGAAUUAAGAAUCGCUAUUAUUUUAGCCAAUAUUUAAGUUAUAUUAUAUACGAAUUUGUAUAUAUUAUAGUACCAUAUAGUAUAAUUAUAACUAUAUUUCGUUUUGAACUUUAAAAAAUAAAUACGCAUUGCAAUACAAUUUAAAAAUAUUAUUUCUUCUAUAAAUAUAGCAAAUAUUAUUUUAAAUUCAAUGUACCUUUUCUUUUAAAUUAAAGAAAAUUUAUCCAGGAAUACAAGUUUCUUGCUUAUGAAACUUCAAAAACGUUAGACAAUGGUAUUAACAUUUUGAAGUAGAUUAAAAAAACUUAAAUUUAGUUUAAAAAUUCUGUACAAUGUGCAUAAAUGUUUGUAGAACGGAAUUUCAAUGUUAAACAUAAUUAAGAAAUUGGUUCUUUAUUUAUUAUAAAAAAAUGUGUUAUCUGCAUACGUAUUUAGAAUACGAACUUAAAACAAAGAAAAUGUAGCGUAUAUGUAUAUUAUCUUCUCAAGAUAUACCUUAGAUUAGAGAAAAAAACGGUACCUACAAAACGAAGCCUUUACUAUUUAGAAGCCUAUACUUACAUGGUGCAUUAGACGAAAAAAAAAACUUAUGAUAAAUAUCUUUAUAGUCUAUAGAAAUUGUAAUAAGUGUUAGAAUUUCUAUUUUAUAUGUAUUUUUUCGUAUAUUUCUAGCAGUUUUUUUUUCUGUGCAAUGAUUAUUGUGUUCUGAUUAUCGAUUUGAUAGAAAAAAUCUUUGAUGUACGACUUUUCGAUCGAAAGUAACAAAAAGGUAAUAACGAAUUUUUACGUAAAAUACGAUUGUCGACAGUAACUCCAUCUAUUAUCAGCUGAAGCAAAUAAACAUUACAGUUUAGCCAACAUUCACAUCUGUAAAUAUUCAUUAAAAUACAGUCUUAGACUAAUUAAUCAGUAUUUUUCUUAAUUUAUGCUUGAUGUAAGAGUCUGUUUAGAGUGUCUUCGAGUUUGAUUAUGUUUUGUUGUUUAUAAUUAAUAUUUUAUACCAAAGUUAACAUUCCCCACUAAAUAGAGAGUAGUUUUUUUUAUAUAAUUACCAUAGAAGAGAUGAAUCAGUAUUUUGAAUCAUUAAGUUGACAAGCGCGCUAACAUAUUUCUAAGUUUACAUUUAGUUUUAAUUAUUAAAUGUAAUCAUUUAGAUCUUUGUUUGACUGUUGAUUAUGAUUAUAAGUUAAUACUAACUGUUGAUUCUUCUCCUAGACUUAAACCAAAUAUUGCGAGCGCGGAGCGUUAGAGAUAUAAUAUAGUGGCGUGCACUUCAUAUACGCAGAGAAGCACUGCUUACCCUCGAGUUUUUUUAUGUAUCAAAAUCAACCAGAAGUUAGGUAAUUUUUUGUUUCAUCUAUUUUCCUCCCUAGUGCCUACCUUGAUCAAAUAAAUCAGCACGCCACUGUAUAAUUAGUUAUAAUUAUAAGAGAUACUAUUGAAAUAUAUAAAUAGUUAAUUACUAAAUAAA
This is a messenger RNA of Bicyclus anynana (squinting bush brown), 5030 nucleotides long. RefSeq names its product rap1 GTPase-activating protein 1 (gene RapGAP1). The coding region runs from base 488 to 2749 and encodes 753 amino acids. NCBI's taxonomy places the organism in Eukaryota, Metazoa, Arthropoda, Insecta, Lepidoptera, Nymphalidae. Gene Ontology annotation, biological process: activation of GTPase activity; regulation of small GTPase mediated signal transduction. The record is from RefSeq and is a predicted model, not a curated record. Gene Ontology annotation, molecular function: GTPase activator activity. The transcript is spliced from 12 exons. Gene Ontology annotation, cellular component: cytoplasm.